CGCUGUAUUGUCUGGUCCAGACUUGAUUAUUUACAGACCGCCGUCAUAGAGCUGGAAUAUUUCUGAAUGCGACGUCACACAACAAACAAACAAACAAACCGAGACUUGAAUGCUUGUGCACGGCAGUCCCUUGUUCAACGGAAAUGUGUUCUUACCCAACAUUCCGUUCACGCCGGUGUUUCAUGUUCGAUAAGCAGUAUUCUGAGUUCGAUAAACAAUAUAUUUAGGUAAUUUAACGUAUCCCCUUGUCAUGGGUUUUCGGACACUUAGGAAACAUUCGUUGAUUUCUCUCAAAUGACAUGAACAACUGUAAAAGGCACUUUCUCUUAAAAACAGCCAUCAUCGGAGUAUUUAAAAUGUCUGUGUGAUGCUAAACCCCGUCAUAGCGCGACUAACCGCGAUAAACAUGACCGUCCAAAAACGAUAAAAAACAACUUACAAACCGCAGAAAUUUUUGUCACGGGUUUGAAUAGUCGCGCCUCGUAACUUGCAGAGUAGCGUCCCUUUGAACAGACAACGUCACUGUGGCGACGUUUUCAUUCGUCAUCGACAAUCGCUGAAUGUGCACAUGCAAAGCACAUUGUCUCUGCUUUUGUUGAUGAUACACUGUCUUAUACGUCUACGGGACUUCUCAAACUCUUUCCAAAGAGUUAAUCAAGAAGAUUAUGUCUGCUCUCAAACUUGGUCUUGCCGCCUACCUGUCGACAUCAGGCACUGGGGUACGGAGACUCCCUUCUACCAUCGCCGGACAUGCCGCCCAACAGUUUUUCGAAGCAAUGGAUACGCUGCCUGCUUUUGGACCAAGUCAGUUCAGCAUCUUCGGGGAAGAGGCAAUGGACACCCAACGUUCCACAGGGCACAGCCAGUUCAGUAUAUUUUCGAACAAUGACAUGAACACAGUCCCUGCAAUGGGACAUGGGCAGUUCAGCAUCUUUGCCAAGGUAAGAAAACAUAUUUCUGAAUUCUUGAUAACGACUGAAUCUUAAUGCAUGAUUCUGGCUUUACCAAAUGUUUAUAAUCAUCUUAAAGACAUAAUCAGCUAUUCAAAACACUGUGUUAACAUAUCACUUUAUUUUAAUUUACAUAUUUAACACCUCAAUUUCUUUCAAAUACUCUACACCUCUAAACAUAUAGCACCUUGAAGAAGUGGACAUGUUGAAGUACACACCAGAUUGUAUUUCCUCUCUUCAGCCUCAAAGUUGGAAGACAUAGCUGUCAACCCCUGGAUGUCUAAAUGAGUGCGAAGCCAGGGUGAAAACUGGUUUUGAUUGCAAUCGCGAUAAAUCGAAAGAGAAAAGCGUUUCAAAAUAUGUUUCAUCCACAUUUUAUUUGAAUGCGUGAGAAUUUCUCAACCUUGCGUGUGAGCGUGACAUAGGUGAUAAAUGCGUGAGGCUCACGCGAGAUGCGUGAGAGUUGACAGGUAUGGGAAGAAUGUGAGCGGCACGUUUGGUACCAUGAAUCUGAGCCACACCCUGAAGACAGGGCACUGAAGUUCACCUUCAUAACUCAAGUGCAAGGCGGAUCGGCACAGAUGGACCUUGCCUAUGUAUAGGACCGACCUUGACCCUGCUGUGUGUAUAGGACCGACCUUGACCCUGCCUUGUGUAUCGGAGCGACACUUGAGUGCAUAGAUGAUCUUCAUAGGUAUACGAUUGUACCUCUUUUUUUUCAUCUUUGAGGGAAAGGAUGGACUUGGGUUUCAAAGAAUGGCUAAAAUUGUAUACAUGUUAUUGAGAGUUGUGUCUGGUCAUUUGAUGUAGUGAUGAGGUUGGAGUGCCUGUUUCUGAAAGGAUGGGGAUGAGUGAUAGAAGAUGACAGUGGAUGGGUUCGGUUUGGACAGGCAGCAUGGAGCAGGUUAGGAUAGUGUGUGAUCCAGUGAAAACAUCAAGGUAGCAUCAGCAAUAUUUCGGGGGGAGGAAGUGUAAUUGAAGUAAUAAAUAGAAAGAUGAUUUGGAACUAUACUAUUAAAAAAUGAGAUGUCAUUACCAUUAGUCAGUUUUACAUACUUGAUAUAAAUACCUAUACAUUAUGAUUGAGUUUACCAGAUAUAGAUACCAUUUGUUUUCAUGAAUACAUUCCUGGUAAACUGUAAAUACAUAUGAAUUUAGUAUGAUAUGUAUUUGCUGAGUACAAUUUUACCACAUAACCAUAGCCAUGUACAAAAGUACUGUGUGUAGAUAGUCUCUAAAAUAGCAUUUUGUGAUCUUUAUAUAGUGUUAUUGUUACACGGUGUUAUUAUUACUAUAAAUAUAUUGAUUAAUAUAUUUUGAUAUCUCUCAAUAAGAACUUCCUACGUAACAUGUGAAUGUAUAUAUGUAUAUGAAAUUUAUCAAAACAGUUUACACCUCAUAAAUUAUACCAAACAUCUUAUUUUAAAAAAUAUGUUGGUAUGUUCUUAAAAAUAUCCAACAUGUGAUCCAUAAAAAAGUACUAUUGUUAUGAAUGUUUAUUAUGACUUUACAUUUAUUGAUUAAUUUAUUGAUAUUUAAAAAAAGAGCUUCCUACAUAAUCUAUGAGUUUAUAUAUUUAUAAUGCUGUUUAGUAGAACAUUUCCACCUCAUAAUUCAUAAAUAAUGUGUGCAUGGAUUCUUUACAA
Messenger RNA from Haliotis rufescens (red abalone), 2596 nucleotides. RefSeq lists its product as uncharacterized. The coding region runs from base 666 to 986 and encodes 106 amino acids. NCBI's taxonomy places the organism in Eukaryota, Metazoa, Mollusca, Gastropoda, Lepetellida, Haliotidae. The record is from RefSeq and is a predicted model, not a curated record. The transcript is spliced from 5 exons.